This is a messenger RNA of Bombus terrestris (buff-tailed bumblebee), 1030 nucleotides long. Its product is annotated as histone H1A, sperm. Gene Ontology annotation, molecular function: nucleosomal DNA binding; double-stranded DNA binding; structural constituent of chromatin. The record is from RefSeq and is a predicted model, not a curated record. Gene Ontology annotation, biological process: chromosome condensation; negative regulation of DNA recombination; nucleosome assembly. The transcript has 3 exons. Lineage: Eukaryota; Metazoa; Arthropoda; Insecta; Hymenoptera; Apidae. Gene Ontology annotation, cellular component: nucleosome; nucleus. Bases 133 to 885 code for a protein of 250 amino acids.
AACGUAUACAGGGGUAGUAUGCGUCAGUAGGCAUUGUCGGUAUACGUAUUAACUGUGCUUGUUAUGUGUUGCUGAGAAACGUUUCGUUUCGUUUCGUUUCUCAAGGAGAUUAUUUGCACUAAUAAUUGAAAAAUGGAGGACAAAACUGGGAAUAGCUCAGUGGAGAGUGCGGAAAACACCAGUUCAGUGAAGAAGAUAGCGAAGCCGAAGUCUACAAAAUCGCAACGGCCAAAAUCUUCGCACCCACCAACUUCUGAAAUGGUAAACGCUGCUAUUAAGGAACUAAAGGAUCGUAAGGGAUCAUCUCUUCAAGCAAUUAAGAAAUAUAUUGCAUCGACGUACAAGGUUGAUGGAGAGAAAUUGGCACCAUUUAUUAAAAGAUAUUUGAAGUCAGCCGUUACCUCUGGCGCUGUUGUUCAGACAAAAGGUAAAGGUGCUUCUGGAUCAUUUAAACUGUCUACAAUUAAAAGCUCCGAGUCAAAGAAGAUACAUCGAACUGUCAAAGUAUCGAAACUGAAGAAACCCAAGAAAUCCGUAGAGAAGAAAACGUCACCGAUUCGAAAACCUGUGUCGCCAAAGAAGUCGAAUCCCCCAAAGAAGACCGAAGAUGCUAAGAAAUCGACAGCUGUGAAAAAAUCUACGGUCAAAGCAGCUCAGAAAUCUGAGAAAGUUGAAAAAGUUAAAUCUGUAACUGAAUCUAAGGCUAUGUCAAAGAGUAAAAGGACAACUAAAGCACCAGCGGCUAAAACAAAAACCCCAAAACCGAAGAAAGCUACGGCUUCCAGAACGCACCCUUUGGGGCCUUUUGUGUACCAGAUGAAACACGGCUGUCCGUUCCAUUUUACGACGGACAUGAAAAACAUCCAUUGGUCUAUCCGGCAAUGAGCCGUAUCAGUCAAUUCCAAAUCUUCAGCAGCCAAAUAUUCCAUAACUACAGCCAGGUAGACAGGAGCACCAAAUCCCACGCGUUGACGUAAUUACCUUUCCUCAGAAGUCUAUGGAUACGACUAACAAGAAAUUGGAGUCCCGC